AUGAACACAAAUGAACUUGUAAUCUUUCUGACUGAAACAGUUCAUAGCAGCAGUGAGAGUGAGUCAAGCGGUUGGAGUGAUGUUUGUAGCAUCAAGCCUGAGAGUUCAGAAGACGAAGACGAACGUGGUGAUGACGAUGAUGAUACACUGUUCUUCCCUCUAAUGCAAUAUCUUAUACGACUGAGACGCAAAAGGGUGGAUGAUUAUUUGCAUAUAAUAGACUCUUGGACAGAUUCCAAAUUCAAAACUAAGAUGAGAGUCUCUAGAAAAACGGCGUUUCGGCUUAUUGAUGAAUUAGAAAAGUCUGGAUUUAUUGCUUCACAUAAAUUCGGAUUAAAACCGCUGGAGCCUAAGUUAUGCUUUUACAUAUUUUUAUCAUUCAUUGCUAAUACAGAACCAUUGACUCCUAUUGCAACCAGAUUUGAUAUUUCCAUCUCAUCAACAUUUAGAGUAAUAAGAAGAGUUGUUGCUUGGAUUUUAACUAAACUUAAUGAUGCCAUAAAAUGGCCUCAAAACUUGGAAGAAAUACAGUACAUAUGUGAUGCAUUUCAUGCUAAGACUGGUAUUGCAAACAUGGUGGGAGUUAUAGACUGUACUCAUAUUAAGAUAGAGAAGCCAAAAAACGCAAGAGACUAUUGUAAUCCCAAGGGAUACUUUUCAAUUAUCUUACAAACUACAAUUGAUGCAAAUUUAAGAUUCACUAACGUAUUUUGUGGAGAACCAGGCUCUUCAAAUAGCUCUAGAGUACUAAAGAAAUCACCUUUGUAUCACACAGCUACACAAAACAAAGACUCUUUGUUCCCACAUAACACCUUCCUUGUAGGUCAUUCAGGAUAUCCUUCAUUGCCAUGGCUUUUACCACCAUUUCGGGAAAACAAGAGAUUAACACCACAGCAAAGAGAAUUUAAUUCUUUGCAUAUAACUACUAGGAAAUUAAGUGAUAAAGCAUUCAGUCUUUUAAAAGGAAGAUUUAGAAGAAUAAAACUAUUUACUGUGUAUAGAAAUAUAGCCUUUAUAACUGAUACAAUUGUUGCUGCAUGUGUUCUUCACAACUAUUGUCUUGAUGAAAAUGAUCAUUUAGAAGAACAUGAUUAA
Molecule: messenger RNA, 1095 nt
Organism: Arctia plantaginis
Lineage: Eukaryota; Metazoa; Arthropoda; Insecta; Lepidoptera; Erebidae
Source: the annotation of a GenBank genome assembly